This is a messenger RNA of Microcebus murinus (gray mouse lemur), 1497 nucleotides long. RefSeq names its product ribonuclease P/MRP subunit p25 (gene RPP25). The record is from RefSeq and is a predicted model, not a curated record. Gene Ontology annotation, molecular function: RNA binding. Gene Ontology annotation, biological process: tRNA 5'-leader removal. Gene Ontology annotation, cellular component: ribonuclease MRP complex. Lineage: Eukaryota; Metazoa; Chordata; Mammalia; Primates; Cheirogaleidae.
AAGGCGCCGAGCACCCGGCGCCGAGAGCGCGGAGUCGCGCGGCGCCCACUCGAGAGAAGUGGGGCGGGGAUCGCGCCGUCCCAGCCCGCCCGCCAGCGUGCACGCCGCUCCCGCACCCUUACCCCUCUGGCCUCUGCAGGGCGCGACCGGUGGCCAUGCAGCCGCGGGGCUGAGGCGGCCCCAUGGCCAAAGCCAGCGGUCCGGGCGACGACGGCGCAUGGAGAACUUCCGUAAGGUGCGCUCAGAGGAGGCGCCGGCGGGGGGCGGGGCCGAGGGGGACGGCUCGGGCUCUGGCCCCUUCGCCGACCUGGCGCCGGGUGCUGUGCACAUGCGGGUCAAGGAGGGCAGCAAGAUCCGGAACCUGAUGGCCUUCGCCACGGCCAGCAUGGCGCAGCCAGCCACGCGCGCCAUCGUCUUCAGCGGCUGCGGCCGGGCCACCACCAAAACCGUCACGUGCGCCGAGAUCCUCAAGCGCCGCCUGGCGGGCCUGCACCAGGUCACGCGGCUGCGCUACCGGAGCGUGCGCGAGGUGUGGCAGAGCCUCCCGCCUGGGUCCACGCCGGGUCAAACGCCUGGUGAGCCGGCUGCCAGCCUCAGUGUACUUAAGAACGUGCCCGGCCUUGCCAUCCUACUUUCCAAGGACGAACUGGAUCCACGACAACCUGGCUACCAGCCCCCAAACCCCCAUCCUGGUCCCUCGUCCCCGUCAACUGCGCCAACGUCCAAGAGGAGCCUAGGGGAACCUGGAGCUGGAGAAGGCUCCGCGAAGCGGUCGCAGCCUGAGCCAGGGCCUGUGGCCUAAGACCGGACAGCCUGAGAACUCCAGACUCCGGUCUUGGGGGUCAUUAAGACAUCUCCCGGCACCUCCACCUUUCACGAGUGGGUCCUCUGAAUCCCACAGCCUGGACACAGCGCCUCAAACAGGUAGCAUGAACCCCAAGGUGACAGGAGAAGGGCCCCAGGAGUGGCAGUAGAGGAUCCCCGACGACGCCAGGGAAGGUUGGUGAGAUGGUGGCUCCUAUGGCUGUGUUGCCUGAAGACGUGGAACUCCACCGUUUCUGGGCCAUCCUGGGACCUUUUUCUGGAAGGGGAAGGUGGACAGCUGGGCUCUUGGAACCGUGUUUGGGGCCCUUGAGGGUUAAAGGCACCCACCCUCCCCUCAUUCGGCCUGGAUCAUGACGGGGACCUGGACCCUGGAAGUGCAAGAGAACCCUUGGAAUCACCACGCUACUGAGAGAGGACAAGGGGUGAGAAAUUGACUGCUGAGGGUGGGCUAGUCUGAGAUGUGGGGGCCCUAUUCUGUCCCCAACCCUGGGACAGUCUCCCUUCUAGCUUUCCUUCCCCCGCCUCUGAGGAGCACCCUGAGAUUGCGGGGGCAGAGGCAUCUGCCCUCCCUAUGCUGGCCCAGAGGAAGAGGCCCAGGACAGCGUUCUCCAUGCUUCGUCCCCCAAGCUCCACAGCUGGAGUCUUGCUUCCAAUAAAACAAACACAAAAAAG